Molecule: messenger RNA, 1578 nt
Organism: Dictyostelium discoideum AX4
Lineage: Eukaryota; Evosea; Eumycetozoa; Dictyosteliales; Dictyosteliaceae
Product: FNIP repeat-containing protein
Exons: 2
Coding region: 1-1578 (525 amino acids)
Source: RefSeq, a predicted model, not a curated record
AUGAGUUUAAUAAAAAAUAAAAAUUGUUUUAUACCAAAAAAAAUAUUUUCAGAAAAAGAUGAUUUUAUAUUUAUACCAUGUGAUGGAGUGAUUCAAGAAAAAUUUGAAAAAAUUGCUUUAUCUUUUGAAAGUCCGAAAUUAAAUGAAAUUAAUUUUCAUAAAAAGGUUAAAAUUAUCUAUUUUUUAGAUGAUUAUCAACAUGAAAUAAAAAAAGAAAUGUUACCAAGUUCAAUUAUUAGUAUUAUUUUUUAUAAUAUUAAAAAUAUUUUAUCAAGUGAUAGUAUACCAGAUACUGUUAAAUUUUUGGGUUUUAAUGGAUACAAACACCAAAUUACCAAUGAAAUUGUUAAAGGUUCAGUUACAUCAUUGGGGGUAGGUGGUGACAUGGGGUAUCCAUUGGAUAAACAUUUAUUAAAUGGUUCCUCAAUCAAAACAUUAUGUUUUGAUGGUAAUUAUUCACAUCAAAUUACAAAUGAUAGUAUUAUCGAUCAUUUAGAUUAUUUAUGUUUAAUGAAAACCAAGUUUCCAUUAAAUGAAAAAUCUUUAAAAAAUCCAUUAAAUAUUUAUCCACCAACCAUUCCAAAAAAUAUUUCUUUCUAUGAAACAUAUAAAUUCCCAAUACCUGGUACAAUAUUCCCAAAAAUUGAAUCCACCAUAAUUACAUUUAAUAUUAAUAUAACUGAUAUUCGUCAACCAAUAACAAGUAAACUUUUCCAAGAUUUACCAAUUAACUAUAAUGUUUAUAUUGGAUGGGGUUAUAGACACAAAUUAGAUGAAUGUACCAUUGAUAGUAAAAUAAGAUUUUUGGGUAUUGGCGAUGUUGUUCAUCCAGUACCAGAAACAUUCCUUGGUAUAAGGGUUAAGUUUUAUAGUGGCUAUUCUCACCAAAUUAAACCUUUCCCUAAUAAUGCAUCAUUGCGUGAAUUAGCUUUGGGUAAUGUUAAAUAUCCAAUAACCAAAGAUACAAUACCAUCACCAUGGGGUGUUGGUGAAUUAUCAAUUGAUAAAGGCUAUGAUUUUAAACUUACACCAGACCUAUUUGAAAAUGUAAGAGCUUUAAAACUUAUUGAUAUUAAAUCAACUGUUUUUACCAAACAUUCAUUACCAAAAUCAAAUUGUGUCCUUGCUAAAGUUUCAUUAAUAUCUUUACAAAUCCCAUUUGAUUUAAGCUUUUUCCCAACUGAUAUCAUUAAUACAAUGUUAAUUCAUAAUGUUUCUCAAGUGAUUGGCACUAAUCAAUUACCAAAAUCAUUAACAUCUUUAUCACUAAUUAAAGUAAAAUUGGAUCCAAAAUUAACUAUCCCAAAAUCAGUAUCACAUUUAAAAAUUGAAGAAAUUGAUAGACCACUUACAAAGGAAUCAAUCCCAAACAAUUUAGAAGUUUUUGAACUUCUUAAUUAUAAAUUCCCAAUAUCAAAGGAAUUAUUCCCAGAUACCGUUCAUUACAUUGUAAUUGGUGAAACAAUUAAUCCAUUCACAAUCGAAAUGAUUCCCACAAGUUUAAAACAUUUAGUUAGUGCACAUGAUUAUAAAUUUUUACCAUUUGAUAAACCAUUACUAAAGUAUUAUUAUCAAUAG